GUAGACAGAAAGAAAAUCCUCUCACUGGACGAAUAGUCACAGCAAAUGUAGAAAGAAUAGGAAGUAAUAAUCAGCAAAGCCUUUUGCCAAAGUUACUGGCUAAAGGCAUAAAAGGAUUCCUCCGACAAUAUGGCAGCCAAAGUGAUGUGAGCAGCAGCAGCCCAAGAGGAGGGUACUUUAGCAUUACCUUCAUCCUUUACUAGCUUCGGUUAAAUGUAAAACCUAGCUCAAGAUGACCACCACACAUAACGGUUUUAUCCAACAUCAAAUUUUGGCAAAUUUUGAUUUUGGUGUUUACCCAGCUUCCGGAUCUGUGAGCCCUUAUGACAGUCAGUCUGAUUUUAGCUCUCCCAAUUCCGAUCAAGAAAAUAUUGGCAAACACAGGAAAAAGAAAAGAAAAUGUAUCCAGCAACAAGUACAGCAAAGACAAGCUGCAAACCUGAGAGAAAGGAGGCGGAUGCAAUCUAUAAAUGAUGCGUUUGAGGGACUGCGUGAACAUAUUCCUACUUUGCCGUAUGAGAAACGAUUAUCUAAAGUAGAUACUCUCAGAUUAGCAAUUGGCUAUAUCAGUUUCCUCUCAGAGCUUGUGCAAACCGACUCUCAAACUAAGGAAAAUAUCAGCAACCAUAUCGGAGAGCAACCGAAGAAAGUGAUCAUCCACUGUCAUAGAGGGAUACACGAAGAGGAAGAACAAUACGGCCUCCCUCCUGUAGCGGGGCACUCCUUGUCCUGGACCGACGACAAGAAACCCCACAUAGGACCAAACAAUAUAAUGGUCGCCAAAAUUUGGACACCAGAAGAUCCAAGAAAAAACAAAAUUCAAACGGAAGCAGAUUGUUCAGGACUUCUUGACUCGACUCUUGACAUAUGAUAUACUGUCUGCAACAUGCAAAUAGUGGAGAAAGGGAAAGAUCCGUCUGCCAGCUUCACUAUCCAGAACUUCAAGAAGACUAAUACGUGAAUAGGAAUGUUAUUAUUUCAAAGAAAAGAGUCUUUUGUUAUAUUAUUUGCUCAGGUUUCAAUUUCAUUCCAGCCAAAAUGUUGUCAACUUUUCGUUGUCAGCAAACCUUAUGUAUGCUAAUGCAUCAUUGUGAAAUGAGUUUGAGGUGUUCAAUAAUGUUACAAGUGAACGCUAGUGUCAGCUGAUUACCAUCUCUGCAACAAAACGCCCGAUAUUCAUUACCGACUUGAACGAGUUUAUCCACAGACCAUCACCUGGGGACUCUAUUUUGGAGUCUGUGGUCUACCGAGUGCUGAACACUAAUCGAGACUGCAGUUUACGGUGUGCUGAACACUAAUCGAGACUGCAGUCUGCGGAAUGCUGAACACUAAUCGAGACUGCGGUCUUCUGCGGUUUGAACACGAGGUGAUGCUGCUGUCUACUGGACCCAAGAACAUAAAGAAGUUGUAAAGGAUCAAAGCAGUUUUGUGCUACCUGACUGUUUCAAGCUAUGGAGACACGAUGUUGACUUGUUACAAUUCAGUGCAAUGUUAUGUUUUGUUGUAAACUUUUACGGGGAUGGAACUUAUAGUCCUGAGGUCACGGAUAAGUGGAAUAAAUUUGUUAUUUCUAUUAAA
Molecule: messenger RNA, 1578 nt
Organism: Haliotis rufescens (red abalone)
Lineage: Eukaryota; Metazoa; Mollusca; Gastropoda; Lepetellida; Haliotidae
Product: pancreas transcription factor 1 subunit alpha-like
Exons: 2
Coding region: 233-871 (212 amino acids)
Biological process (GO): developmental process; regulation of transcription by RNA polymerase II
Molecular function (GO): RNA polymerase II transcription regulatory region sequence-specific DNA binding; protein dimerization activity; DNA-binding transcription factor activity, RNA polymerase II-specific
Source: RefSeq, a predicted model, not a curated record